Molecule: messenger RNA, 1596 nt
Organism: Cuscuta epithymum
Lineage: Eukaryota; Viridiplantae; Streptophyta; Magnoliopsida; Solanales; Convolvulaceae
Source: the annotation of a GenBank genome assembly
CUCAUACUUUCUCUUUACAAAUUCUCUAUCUCUAUCAGCCGGUCAGCCCUCUCUGUCAUAGAAAAAAAGGCUUGAGCUCAACCAUCUGAAUUUUGUUGAACUCCAUUGUUACAUGUAUCCCGAAUCCCACAUUGCUUUAAAACCCUAGUUCAUUUAUGAUGAGUGGAGGUGAUAAUGGAGGUGAUAAUGGGGUGGUAGCUGGGAGGAGAUCGAAGAGGAGUACAGCAUUGGGCUCCACAGGAAAUGAGUCCCUCCAAGUUCUAGGGCUUCCGGCCACAAAGAAGCGUGUGGUAUUGGGCGACAUCACCAACAAGUGCUCCGCUCAGAACUCAGAUCUCCUGAAAAACCAGGAGCUCGGAUCCGGACCCGCAUUGAAGAAGGUCAGCAGCCAGGAAGCACCAGAUGCUGGAUCUAAUGACGAUGAGAAUUGCACUCCUGAUAACAGUCUCAAGUCUUCCUACGCACCUCUCAUCUAUCUCCAUCUUCAUUCCAUGGAGGUUGAGGAGAAGAGACGGCCUCUGGCAAAUUACAUGGAGAAGGUUCAAAAUGAUAUAUCUCCUAGCAUGAGAUUUGUUUUAGUUGAUUGGUUGGUUGAAGUCGCUGAUGAAUACAGACUAAUGUCAGAUACGCUUCAUCUCACAGUCUCGUAUAUUGACAGAUUCCUUUCUUUCCAUACUCUGAACAGAACAAAGCUUCAGCUUCUGGGUGUUUCUUGUAUGCUUGUGGCCUCAAAAUAUGAAGAGAUUCAGCCACCACAUGCUGAAGACUUUGUGUAUAUAACAGACAAUACAUUCACUAAAGAUGAGGUUGUUCUCAUGGAGAGAGACCUCCUUAAGUUCUUAGGCUUUGAAACUGUCAACCCCACGGCAAAAACUUUUCUCAGGAUCUUUACCAAACCUGCUCAAGAUAACACUAAGUUUUCGACACUGGAAUUUGAAUUCUUGUGUUGUUUUCUUGCGGAGCUAAGCCUAUUAGAUUAUCGGUGUCUCCAGUAUGUGCCAUCACUGAUUGCUGCAUCCGCUGUUUUUCUGGCAAGACUUACAAUCCAACCAACACUUCAUCCUUGGAGUUUUGCACUUCAACAAUAUACAGGAUAUAGGGCAUCCAAAUUGAAGGAUUGCGUUCUUGCAUUACAUGAAAUGCAAUUGAGCAAAAGAGUGGGAUCUGCAGUGGGGGAAAAGUACCAUGAUCACAAGUACAAGCAUGUUGCCACAUUGUCUCCACCCUUGGAGAUUCCUGCAUUUUACUUUCGUGAUGCUUGAAGAAGAAAUAGACGAAUGCUGAUGCUAUGUGUUGAAGAUCUGCAGGCUGCAGCAUAUAACUUGAGGAUUCUUCAGGUUUUGUUUGGAGGGGUUUCAGAUGGGGAUGGAUUUUGGAGGCUCAUUUUGUAUCUUGAUAAAAAAGAAUAAAAGUUAAGCAGAUUAUAUGAUCACCCACACUAUGUGUGCCUUAAUUUAUUUUACCAUAAAAUUUCAAAUAUAUAUAUAUAUAUAUAUAUAUAUAUCAAGAUACAGAUGAUGUAAUUAUAAUGACCAUCAAAGUCAUUAUUUUCCAACCCGAUAUCUGGUCUUGGGCUAGGCAAUGGAUACUGCUUGC